GAGCAGGAUGUCUGAAAGCACUCACAACUUAGUGUGAGGGCGCAGAGUCUUCACAGCCCUCAGUGCGAAGCUUCUACGUGGUUCAUCCAGCAAAAAAAAAUCGCUUGCCUUUCACUGGACCAGCAUAUUCAAAAUAUAAAAGCGCGAGCAACGAUUAUAUGUGACUUUACGCAGCAGUGCGUCAGGAGACAUGGAGACAUGGAGAUCUGCUCAUGAGCUGCAACGUUAGACAUGGGGUAGUUCUUUCCUCCCCUCCCCCCAAAAAAGCGCGUCAGAAAGAUGGUUGCGGAUGUACCAAAUGAACCUGAUGUUUGGGUGAAGAAGACGCACUGGUUUGGAUAAGAAAAGUUGUCCAUGUCGAUGAGGUUUCAGGAUGAAGAACCUGAGCGAGCUGAAUAUCACCGCGCCGCACAUCACGGUGCGCAACUUCCCGGCGCUUAUAUUCGGCAUUUUUCUCAUCGUAGUCAUCAUUUGCGGCAAUGUCCUGGUCUGUCUUAGUGUUUACAGGGAAAAAGCUUUAAAGACCACGACCAAUUACUUUAUCGUAAGCCUGGCUGCGGCUGAUCUUCUGCUGGCUGUCUUAGUGUUGCCGCUGUUCGUGUACGCCGAGUUUCAGGGUGGUGUCUGGUCCUUGAACACGGUCAUCUGUGAUGGGUUGAUGGCUAUGGAUGUGAUGCUUUGCACAGCCUCUAUAUUCAACCUAUGUGCAAUCAGCGUUGACAGGUUCAUCGCAGUGUCUGUCCCACUGAACUAUAACCGAAGGCAUGUGGACCAUCGGCAAAUCGUUUUACUUUCGGGCACUUGGCUCCUUGCCUUAGCUGUGGCCUCCCCCAUAAUUUUUGGCAUAAACAAUGUCCCAAACCGUGACCCAACAGUGUGCAAGUUGGAGGAUGACAACUAUGUAGUGUACUCUUCUGUCUGCUCUUUUUUCAUCCCGUGCCCCAUUAUGCUCCUGCUGUACUGUGGGAUGUUCUAUGGCCUCCGUCGCUGGGAGGAGGCCCGGAAGGCCAAGCUGAGGAAGAGUAUCCAGGCCUGCUGUAAGCUUCAGCAUGCCGCUGCUGCUGCCGCUCUUCCGCCGCUGGCAGCCUUGCCAACCCCUAUGCCUGCGUUGCCUCGCGUCAUCCAGCAAGACUUGGCUCAGUGUAACGUGGAUGAGCUUGAUGACGACAUGCGGCCAAGCUGCCCCUUACCACCAGAGUACAGCACCAUUCAUACUGUUGCCUACGCUGAGUUUCAAAGCACAGCCCAAAGAAAGAAGAGGGCCAAGAUCAAUGGCAGAGAGCGGAAAGCCAUGAAGGUCCUACCUGUCGUUGUGGGUGCCUUCCUUUUCUGUUGGACUCCAUUCUUCGUGGUCCAUACCACACGGGCCCUGUGUGAGACAUGUGAAAUCUCACACUACCUAAUGAGCACAGUGACAUGGCUGGGAUAUGUGAACAGUGCGCUCAACCCCAUCAUCUAUACCGUCUUCAACACUGAGUUCCGCAGGUUUUUCCAAAAGUUUCUACAAAGCACCUGCUGUUACUCGGCUAGCAGAAUGGAUGAGACUAUAAUGAUGCCAUGAACUAUUGUAAAGAACGUGCAUACUGUAAAAGAUUUUAAAAAAACAAAAAACACACAUUUGUAUGCACGUUUAUAAAGCGGUGCCAAUUAUCAUGUACACACGACUAUGAAGCUAUACACACUGGUCAUUUUAUCAGGACCUACAACAAAUUCCAAUAAUAACCAAUUAUAUUGUAUCUGAUGGUAUGCAGAAUUAGUCAGCUGACCUUUACUCUGCCUAUAAAUAUUAUUCUCAGUGCUGCAGUGGUGAUGGUCAUGUGGUGGUUCUUCACUGAUGCAACAAAGUAUAAAAAGGGAGCUGACAACUAUUCAAAUAUACAGAAGGUUUCUAUGAUAAAAUCGAUAAAGACGGUAAGAACUAAAAAACAGA
This is a messenger RNA of Tachysurus vachellii, 1930 nucleotides long. It is a transcript of the gene drd4b, whose product is annotated as dopamine receptor D4b. Gene Ontology annotation, biological process: adenylate cyclase-inhibiting dopamine receptor signaling pathway; adenylate cyclase-activating adrenergic receptor signaling pathway. Gene Ontology annotation, cellular component: plasma membrane. Lineage: Eukaryota; Metazoa; Chordata; Actinopteri; Siluriformes; Bagridae. Gene Ontology annotation, molecular function: dopamine neurotransmitter receptor activity, coupled via Gi/Go; G protein-coupled receptor activity. The transcript has 4 exons. The coding region runs from base 374 to 1561 and encodes 395 amino acids. The record is from RefSeq and is a predicted model, not a curated record.